This is a messenger RNA of Lymnaea stagnalis (great pond snail), 11305 nucleotides long. Lineage: Eukaryota; Metazoa; Mollusca; Gastropoda; Lymnaeidae. The record is from the annotation of a GenBank genome assembly.
AGUGCAUUGCCCAGAUUGGCUCCUAUCAGCAACUAUUUCCCAUUCACCAUCUACAUAGGAAAGUGAAUUGUUUGUGCGUGACAUUACAACCCUUUUGAACGUUGUGUGUAAAAAAACCCAAAAAAGUUCACAUCUCUAGGAGAGGAGCGUAGCUGGCCCGCGUAGAUGUUAAAGUCACUAAAGGAAGCCUUCUUGCAAAAUUUCACUUGCAAGAGAAAUCGUUCCGUGAAAAUGUCGACCUCAAGAUUUUCAGAUUUCUCCAGCAUUCAGUGCAGGACAAGGUCAGCUCUGACCUGGUUUCAGAAAAUUGUCGAGGAUGUGGUCGAGAAAGAACGGCUGAGCAUGUUUGAUGAAAUCAGUGCCGCUGGCGAUGUUCAGCUUGUUAAGGAGAUGUUCUCGGUUGGUUGUUGUGGUAGCUUUCUAUUACUUUUUACUUUUCCAAUAUCGUAGUGAUUUUCAUUGAGUAAAAACAUUGGGAGGUCCAUUUAUCUUGACACCCCCCCCCCAACCACACACACACUCACGCACACACAACUAGUGCGUUGCCUGUUUAAUGAACAUAUCUAAAAGAGUAUCGUGUAAAGGUGCAUAAUGUUGGGUAGCUUUGUAAAGCACGUGUUAUGGCAUUUGUGUAGGCCUAAUUUUAGCGUUGUGGCCACCACGACUUGUCUCCCAUUUGUUUUGUGUUUAUAAUGACGUCAUCGAGGAAAUGUGUGGUGCCACUACUUUUACCCACCCUCCCUUGAUUUGGAAAAGGUUAUUUACGUUCGAAUACGAUCUUUUUGUUCUAAAGAUUGCUAUCAGGUGACACAAUGUUGUGAUAAACACUAUAAAUAUAUAUAAGACGACAGUUUUUCUGUCCGAUAGAGAUUAUUGCUAUAGUUCUCAGACGAAUACGAGACGUCGAUCCAACAUUGCAAGAUUGUACUCUUUACGUGUGUGUGUUUGUAUUUUGUUAGGCUUGUACCUUUUCACUUGCUGUGCUGUAAGUUGAUGAAGAUUUUAUUUCUGUAUCGAAGUUGCAUUAUUUUUAUAGAAAUUUAAUACUAUAAUUAAAUCGAAUGUUCUUACCAUCACUAUACCUUUGGUAUCAUUAUUCCUUCCAUGUUUCUUUUCUCAGUCUUUUGUUACGUUUUGUUCACGAGCCAAAUCUUAAAACAGGUUAUAAUUUAAAAACCAUAUAACGGUGCGUAACAUUGCGUCUUUCUCAAUCUUUCGAGUCUAUGUAGCCGCAACUUAACUGAAAAGGCUGACAUUCACCUCAACCGUUUGGAGCUAUAACACUGAAGCUGCCGUUAGCAUAAUGUAAAAAUCCCGAUCUAAUUCAGUAUAGGACUUUUGACGCCGUACGCUAAAUUUUUCAUGUUCGCAAAACAAGACAUUUGUAGCCCCAAUCAAGUAGAUGUCUGAUUCCCUAUACGCAAAGGUCUUAUUUCGUUCAAUUUUUUAAAAGUUAUUUUUUUUUCCUAAAAGGUGGUUUAACAUUUUAUUCCAAAAAUCAUUGCCAAUGACGUUAUUUCCAAGUACCUCGACUGUUGUUGCCCUAAUGUGGCCUAAAGCAUUACUAUAUAGCAAAUUGACAUCAAUAUUUUUAGAUUUGUUUGUGUUUCUUAUAUUAAUUAUUUUAAGCAUUAUCUGAAAUGGUUUAUGACAUGGAGUAACUGGACAUUAUCAAUGCAAAGUUUUCCUUGAAGACUUCAAUUCUUGCGCUAUGUACUACUCCGUUAUGACUUAAGUUAUCGAGACACAGACAAUUUAUUUCUAAUUCUACCUGUUUGGUUGUUUGCCUCUACGAAGUGGACCAUUGUUCGUGGACUCUAUACCUUUUAAAACAAACUAAAACUGUCAGGUCUCAGUGACACACUGUGACAGGUCUCAUUAACACACUGUGCCAGGUCUCAGUGACACACUGUGCCACGUCUCAGUGACAGACUGUGCCAGGUUUCAGUGACACACUGUGCCAGGUCUCAGUGACACACUGUGCCAGGUCACAGUGACACACUGUGCCAUGUCUCGGAGACACACUGUGCCAGGUCUCAGUGACACACUGUGCCAUGUCUCAGUGACACACUAUGCCAGGUCUCAGAGACACCCUGUGCCAGGUCUCAGUGACACACUGUGCCAGGUCUUAGAGACACACUGUGCCAGGUCUCAUUGACACACUGUGCCAGGUCUCAGUGACAUACUGUGCCAGGUCUCAUUGAUACACUGUGUCAGUUCUCAGUGACACACUGUGCCAUCUUCUUAAAGUGCUUUCCCUGGUAUAUCUAUAGCCAGCGUCAAUCAAUGAAAAACGUGGCCAGAUUGGGUUAUCCAUUUCUUUUACACUCGUAUAUAUAACUUACAAAAUGGAUUCAAUGAGUUCCCCAAAUGUAUGGGGGACAAUGUAUUACAUUUACUGAAGCACAAGAAACUUAUGUUGUCCAUUUCCUCUGCAGUGUGCCCAGAACGGCAACGCCAAGGAAGUGGCCAGGAUUAUCAAGGCAGACCCCACGCGCCUCCGUGCUAAAAACAACCAUGGCCAGACGGCCUUACAUGUGGCAGCGGCCAAAGACCACAUUGAGGUCGUCGAGGUGCUCUUGGAACAACAUCCGGGUAACCUUUUAUUUAUUUAAAUAAGCAUCAUGCCAUAUGAACAUGUUUCGUGAUCAAAGCAACUAUUUCGUUCGGAAUCAAAUUGAGGAGAAAAGAAGUAUGACUUAUCUUUCUGACUGUACAUUUCGUGUUAACGCUGGGUUUUAUAACGAGUCUAGAGUUCAAUUCAAUAAAAGAAAACAUUUACAGGAAAUGGGUAAAUGGUUUUAAAGUGGCUUUUUAAAAAAAAUAGCAAUACCUUCAAAGGAGACUUCGAUCUAAGAACAAAACAAUUUUUAUUUACAACAGAAAACGGCUAUCAAUAAUAAAUAACUAGUAAUGAAAAAUUUCUGGAAAAAAAUAAAGAUGUGGGCUUAUGAUAUAGAAAUGUUAACUUACAUUUAAUGAUUACAUUUCAUCCGAUUCGCUCUUGUUUCCCCCAGACAUUGACGCCCUUGACAAUGACGGGAACACGCCCUUGCACCUGGCAGUUUAUGCAGGCGCGGACAAAAUUGUCGAUUUGCUCAUCAAGAAUGGCGCCAAGACCAACAUCCGCAACAGUCAACUCAUGAUGCCGAUUCACGUGGCUGCCGAACUACCAAACGUUGAUGUCGUCAAAGUAAGUUGUUGGGUUGCUCUGUGUUUACCUAGAUUUCGUAAAUAAUUUACACCACCACAGUUCAUUGUAAUUUUUUUUUUGUUGUUAAACUUAAUUGACUUAGGGUUGCGCUUCCGAAACACAAUAAAGUUAAUGUUAGUUGAUUCUUUAAAAUAAAUACCCACUUUACACCUAAAAGAAAAAAUUUAGAAAAUCUGUCCCCUCUUUUGUGAAUAUAAAUUAAAGGACUGCUUUCAAGCUUAGUAAAUGAAUGAAAUAGAAAAACGAGGUAUGUGGAAGCUUGAAGUAAUAUAACAGGACAAAAAAACAAGGACGUUUCGGCGUAAAGCCUUCCUCAGCCAACAGUAGAAAUUAAAAUAUAACAAAGAACAGAGCACAGUACACCAAUCAAGAGUAUCCAUUCGUGUCGCCGGAAGUGGGAAUACAGGAAGAUAGAGAAUAUAAAUAUUAACACUGUGAAAAAUGAGGUCCACAAUAAUUAUGGACCAGAAUAUCCAGGGAUACAUAAAGCUGGGGAAGGCUUUACGCCGAAACGUCCUUGUUUUGUGUCCUGUUAUCUUAUUUCAAACUCUUUUGUGAAGCCGGAAUGUGCAGACAGCCAAACGUGUGCUCUCUCAAACCUUAAGAAAACUAAGAAAGCUUUUACAUAGUACACCUUUAUAAACAUUGUCCAUUUACUGUUGAUGGCUCGUUCCGACCGAUGCAAUAAAUAUUGUGUUUUUUUAUUCGUGUCCAAAUUAGUCACUGCUCAGCAACGGCGUUGACCCCAACGGGAUAGGAGAAUCUGGCAUGACGGCUCUGCAUUACGCUGCUGCCAAGGACAAUGGAGUUGUGAUGCAAGUACUGGUAAGAAUAAACUAGAGACACACAUGGUGUAAAUAAAACAAUGAAGUUUUAGCUUUAAUAAUGGUAACACGGAAUACCAAUGCAAACGUCUUAGCAAAUGCCUUCAUCAGUACGACAAAAAACAACAUUCAUAUCAGCAAAAAUAAAAUGUACAAUAUAUAUUUACAAUAUAUAUAUAUAUAUAUAUAUAUAUAUAUAUAUGUAUGUAUGUAUGUAUGCUAGGGCUUAACUGUGUGCAGUAUUUUAAUACUGGGUUCGGGUAUUUUGACCAAAUGUUACUAAAAAGAAAAUUGACCUUCUCAUUUUCUAUAAUAUAUGUGAGCCUUUAAACAAUAACCUUUUAACCAAAAGACCUUGUGACAGUCCUACACCCUACCUGCUGGUCUUUAAACAAUAGCCCUACGUAAGAAAGUCCUACCCCCUACCUGCCGGCCUUUAAACAAUAGCCCUACGUAAGACAGUCCUACACCCUACCUCCGGCCUUUAAACAAUAGCCUUACGUAAGACAGUCCUACAGACAGUCCUACAGACAGUCAUAAACAAUACCCGUUGCUCUUUACUAAUAAUAUUAAAAUGAUAUUCGCCUCCCGCUAAAUAAAUUGUUUUUACCUAUGUUCACAUGUCACACAUGACAUCUGUUUUUUUAAACUCAGUAUUAUUAAUAUAAAACACGUGGCGUGAGGAGGGGCCGGUAACAGGAUAUACCAGAAGCAAAAUAUAGGCCUCUAUAAGAGAAGAGAUAAGUGUUCUAUCUAAAUGACUUAACCAGGUUUUCCCAAGGCACUCUAUGUCACAUUAUUUUAAGUGAACUGAGAAAGAGCGAAUUUAUUUUAAUUUUUUUUUUUUACUUUUAAAGAUAAGUUUUAAAAAAAAUAAAAUGUGUCAUUAAGAUAAUAAAGUGCCUUGUAUUAACGAUUUAUAGAUGUUUCUGCAAACAAAUUUGUAUUAGCUGAGUUACUGGUGUGUACCAGGUCCUCUGAAUGUCACGUCAUAUAAAUUAUCGCAUUAGUGGAAGGGGACCUAAACAGACUGGCAUCAGUAAACCUAGCUACGCAACUGCAUCUCAGAGACGUACGAUUAGCAGUGCGGAAAUAUCCUCAUCUACGUAUAAUUGGGUUAAAUGUGGGAUUUUUCAGAUGCAAAGAGGAGGCAAGCCAUGUUGGAAAUGUGAUUAUGGCUACUACCCCAUACAUAUAGCGGCAAAAUGUGCCGCAGCAAGUGCCAUGGAGGCCAUCAUUGAACAAGGUGGUGUUCAUGUUCUGUUCGUAAGCCUAAAUGCUGUGUACGUUUCUGUGUGUCACCAGCAGUCAGUUGUUCAGUGUGAGUUAAAAUAUUGUUCACAUAUUAUGUCCUCCAUGUCUGGUGUAUUUCUACAUUUAGUCUUUUUUUUUUUAAAUGGUAAUUUCAAUUUAAAUAAACAACAGGCGAAAGUCAAAUUGUCAUUAAUUUUCUUGUCGUGCUUUUAUUAGCAUCGAAUGCGUUAGUCAUAUUCUAUUCGAGAUAACACUAUUUCGUUUUCAUACUGUCAGCUAUAAAGCAAGGCUACACACGGGAGCAGAUUCUAUCCUUUAAGGACAGAGAGAACAAUCUUCCUCUACAUGCGGCUGUUAAUGGUGGAGACAUUAAGGUACUUCCUUCAGACUCUCUAUCGUGUUCUUUGCUUUACACUUUUCAUUAAGUUUAUACUUUGUUGUAAUGUAACAUGUAGUGUCGUAACAGGAUGAUGGUUUACACCGUGACGAUAGAAGGGAAAAUGGUGACAAUGGCAGGGGCUCUGAAGUUGUGCCCCUGUCCUUUCAAAGGAAUGUCUGAAAAUUUGGAACCUGUGCGGGUGGGGGUGUACAUUAAUGGUAUUUUUAAGUCAUUUUAAAUGUCAGUCAGGCCACGGGGCCCGUUUAAUACCAUUUUUAAUAUGUCUCUACUUGUUCGUUGUAAUUUUCAAUAGAUAAUUGUUGAUCAUUUUUCACCAAAACUUCUUCUUCGUUUCAGUCUUUCCGUAUCAUUGUUAAUCCGCUCAUCUCUUUUCAGAUGAUCAGUUAUUCUCUCAGGUGUAAAUGCUUUCAUUUCAGCGUACAUUUUUUUUCUUACUGUUAUGUUUUCAUUGUUUUUAUUUCAAACAAGUAACAUAAACAUAUAUAUACAUAAAUACAAGUUCUCAAUCAGGUGUUGACUUUCUGCUUGCGUCCGGAACACGGUUCAUAAACACACACUCUGUUCAGUCUCUCUGCGCAUGCGCGCUGUUUCCUUGGCUGGCUAUCGGUACGGGCCAGUCCGCUAGUCCACCAUAACACCUCCCCGAACAAUUACAAGUACAGUAACAAUGGUGCUCGACGUUGUCUUUGAGAUCUUCUGGGUAAGACAUAGUCUGAAGUUCCUGGAUAUCGAGGGUUAAUCUUCUUCUUAGGUGGACUUGGAGUUGCUGGAUAUGUAGACGUUUGAUGACUCAGGGCUGCCUGGGCUGUUGGAUAAAGACUUCCUGUCAUUAUAUCCAAACCUGGUUCUGUAUCUUCUUCUGCUCCGUACCUGGGGCGAAGUUGGUCUAAAUGUCUCUUCCAAAUGGGACCAUUUGGAUAAAUCUUUACCUUGAAAAGACGUGGACCCAUAACUUGGAUGAUUGUACCGGGAGCCCAUCGUGGUUUAGAGUCUGUUGCUGUUCCAUAUACUCUGACGUAACAUGGAUCUCCCCGGUUAAACGAUCGACUAGGACUUCUUUUUGUCCCAUUGCGGACGGCUAUUUCUUUAAGAAGUUGUCCCUUUGCUCGAUGAGCAGGAGAGGGAACUAGAGUAUCAAUAAGUGUUCUUAUUUGCCGAAAGUUCAGCAGUUGUCUUGGUUCACUUGCUUUAAUCAAUGAGUUUUGAUUAGCAAUGUGAUUUGUCCUUGUUUGAAACAGUGCGUCUUUUGAAAUCUUGAGGUUCUUUAAUGCAGUUCUGCCAAACAAGUUUAAGUUGUGGUUUUUCACUACUACAAAUGACAAAUUUUUAGUUAUUUUCCCUGCCUCAGCAUUUAUCUGCACACUUCCCAAUACAUUAGCUACUGGGCUCAAUGUGGGUUGUCCCAGCUUUCGCCAAACAGAUUCAGACAUAAAAUUUUCUCCGGCUCCAGUGUCAAUUUCAAAUGCAAACAUCUUUCCACCUAAAAUGAGUUCUUGAAUAAGGGGCGGGAAAGUUUUUAUUUGAUUUUGCCUUCUUAUUCUUUUGAGAAGACUCGGUUUCUGUUUUGGAGCAUUCUCUUUCUUAUUUAGACAAACUCUUUCUAGAUGUCCUCUCUUGUGGCAAAAGCGGCAGAUCACGUCUUUGUACCUGCAGACAUUUCCUUUAUGGCCUCUUACUCCACACCUGCCACAAGUUCCACUCGGAAAAUCCUGUCUUUGAGAUGGAGAAAAUUUCUCUGCUGUCUGAUGUUGCUUCUUUCUGUGUGACUGAAUUUUAUUGAUAGGCGUUUCGUCAUGGACUGUUUCUUUGGCACAUUUCGCUGCCUCCUCUGUUUCAACAGCUAUUUCUACUGCCUUGUUGAAAGAUAGUUCAGUGCCCUUCAUCCGAAACAAAAUUUUUAAUAGUGCCUCAUUCUUUACAGAGCACAUGAAUCUUGUUCGUAAAGCUUCAUCUAGUGGAUUUUUGAUAUUACUAAACUCACAAGUUGCUGCAUCCUGUCUGAUCCUAGCUGCCAAUUCUUUGAUUGUUUCCCCUGGUUUUCUACUUGCAUCAGACCAAAAUUUGAACCUUUCUCUGAUUACAAAUUUGGUGGAGUCAAAUUGAUCCAUCAUUAUUCUAUAUAUUUCUUCUAUGUUCAAGUCAUUUAACUUUUGUGGUGGUUCUUUUUGUUGUACGAUGGUUGAUAACAUUUUAUGCAGCUCUGGCGUCUGGCUUGUUACAAAAAAUGUGUGCCUGCCUUUCCUUUGGCACAUUAUUUGCCAACACGAAGGUCACAUAUCUAGCGUAGUAGUCUGUGAAGGUUUCCUCGUUACUAUUGAAAUGUGUAAACUUCAUAUUCGUAGCCGUAUGACCUGUUGCUAGUUUCAAAAGUAGCUCGUUCUGUUGUAUGAGCUUCUGGAUAAUGUCAGCUUGGGUCAGAGUUGACUCCAUAGUGUAUUCACUUUCUCCGUCCCGUGAACUCACUCGUGCGUAUCAAACUAUGACUCGGUUGUACUGAGUUGUACUGAGUUUUGUAUUGAGUUAAUACUUGCCAUCAUACUGUGUCGUUGAUGCUGGUCGAUACCACACUGUGAUGUUUAUACUGGCCACCAUUUUGUUAUGUUUUCAUUGUUUUUAUUUCAAACAAGUAACAUAAACAUAUAUAUACAUAAAUACAAGUUCUCAAUCAGGUGUUGACUUGCUGCUUGCGUCCGGAACACGGUUCAUAAACACACACUCUGUUCAGUCUCUCUGCGCAUGCGCGCUGUUUCCUUGGCUGGCUAUCGGUACGGGCCAGUCCGCUAGUCCACCAUAACACUUACUGUGGUCAGAUUGUUUCAAAACCUAACAUGGAAGUCUUUAAUCUCUUCUAACAGGCGGUGAAAGUGUGUCUGAGUGCCGGCGCAUCAGUAAAGGCUCAACAGGCAAGUCUUUAAAAGCAACAAAAUCAAUAACGGUGUUAUUUUUAAAAAUAAUAAGACGUUUAUCUGUCUUUGUAUAGAAUCAGACUAAGCUAAAGUUCAUAAUUUGCACGGCUUCAAAGAUUCCUUUUAGUUUAUGGCAUUAAUUCAGAGUGACCGUGUUGGGGAAGCAAAGGUCUAAAGUGCUUGAGAAGCAGAAAAGCUGUUGUGAGUUUGGACAGGUGAAAGCAGCUGGCUGUAGUCUGUGUCAUCGAGUGUUGGCCAAAACAAGUGGCAGUUAGUUGCACAAUGACGUGUUGGCCAAAACAAGUGCCAGGCAGUUGCACAAUGAUGUGUUGGCCAAAACACAGAGUGUGAGUGCCAGGCAGUUGCACAAUGUGUGUUGGCCAAAAAAAGUGCCAGGCAGUUGCACAAUGAUGUGUUGGCCAAAACACAGAGUGCCAGUGCCAGGCAGUUGCACAAUGAUGUGUUGGCCAAAACAAGUGCCAGGCAGUUGCACAAUGAUGUGUUGGCCAAAACACAGAGUGUGAGUGCCAGGCAGUUGCACAAUGUGUGUUGGCCAAAACAAGUGCCAGGCAGUUGCACAAUGAUGUGUUGGCCAAAACACAGAGUGCCAGUGCCAGGCAGUUGCACAGUGAUGUGUUGGCCAAAACAAGUGCCAGGCAGUUGCUCAAUGAUGUGUUGGCCAAAACAAGUGCCAGGCAGUUGCACAAUGAUGUGUUGGCCAAAACAAGUGCCAGGCAGUUGCACAAUGAUGUGUUGGCCAAAACACAGAAUGCGAGUGCCAGGAAGUUGCACAGUGAUGUGUUGGCCAAAACACAGAGUGCGAGUGCCAGGCAGUUGCACAAUGAUGUGUUGGCCAAAACAAGUGCCAGGCAGUUGCACAAUGAUGUGUUGGCCAAAACAAGUGCCAGGCAGUUGCACAAUGAUGUGUUGGCCAAAACAAGUGCCAGGCAGUUGCACAAUGAUGUGUUGGCCAAAACACAGAGUGCCAGGCAGUUGCACAAUCACUUAGUUCAGCGGUUCUCAACCUGUGGGUCGCGAAUCCUUUGGUGGUCGCGCGCCCCUUUCUCAGGGGUCGCCUGAAACCAUCUGAAAAUACACAUACUCUACAGUUCUAAAGUAUCAACGAAAAUAAUUUUGUGGCUGGGGGGUUGCCACAACAUGAGAAACGGUAUUAAAGGGUCGCGGCAUUAGAAAGGUUGACAACCACUGACCUAGCUAGUACGCCAAAACAAAAAGUACACAUUCUAGACAGUUGUACAAUCAUUUUUUUGGGACAAAACACAAAAUACGAGACAUGGGGAGGGUGCUAUUUUUUUUUAAAUUAAUUUUUUUUUCAUUUUUGAAUUUAAAAAAAAAAGAAGACAAAUUUUAAAAAUCUAAAAAUAACGUAUUCCUAACGUUGGAACAGAUUAAUUGAAGUUACGUUGAUUUCAAUGGGGAAAAAUCACUUUAGUUAGCGAAUGUUGAACGGAAUCACGGAACUGAUUGGUUCACUAACAAAGGUUACACUUUAUUUGUAUUUCAAUAAUAUAUUACAGGAAAGGUCUUGGCCUAUUCUUUAUAAAGAUGUUUUAGCCGUAUAUGUCUGAAUUUGUCCGAAUUUGACAGUUUCGUAUUUGCCUCAAGCCCCUGAGAAUGCGCUUGUCUGACAAGCUUCAAAGGUAAAAACUAAUCAAAGUAAGACAUAUCUUGAUUUGAUUUUGCACAACAAAUAAUUGUCUAACGUUCACCAGGAAGACGGCUCCACGCCCUUGCACUUUGCCUGCGCCCAAGGCAACAUGGAGAUGAUUCGCCUCAUGGAACAGAUGCAGAGAGACAACUUUCUGGCCGCUGUUAGCACCGUGGAUGUACUGAAGAUGACGCCCCUGCACAGGGCAGCUUUGUUCAACCACACGCCAGCUAUUGUAUACUUGUUGGAACAUGUAAGCUUUCUCAGCUAUUGUAUACUUAAUGGGACAUGUAAGUUUUCUCAGCUAUUGUAAACCUAUUGGAACAUUAAGCUUUGCUAGCCAUUGUAUACUUAUUGGAACAUGUAAGCUUUCUCAGCCAUUGUAGCUGACAUUGAUGUCUGCCAUUGUUGACACGUAUCUCUUGGGUGCUGACAUUAAUGUCUGCCAUUGUUGACACGUAUCUCUUGGGUGCUGACAUUAAUGUCUGACAUUGUUGACACGUAUCUCUUGGGUGCUGACAUUAAUGUCUGACAUUGUUGACACGUAUCUUUAGGGUGCUGACAUUAAUGUCUGCCAUUGUUGACACGUAUCUCUUGGGUGCUGACAUUAAUGUCUACCAUUGUUGACACGUAUCUCUCGGGUGCUGACAUUAAUGUCUGACAUUGUUGACACGUAUCUCUUGGGUGCUGACAUUAAUGUCUGACAUUAUUGACACGUAUCUCUUGGGUGCUGACAUUAAUGUCUGACAUUGUUGACACGUAUCUUUAGGGUGCUGACAUUAAUGUCUGACAUUGUUGACACGUAUCUUUAGGGUGCUGACAUUAAUGUCUGCCAUUGUUGACACGUAUCUCUAGGGUGCUGACAUCGACUCCCGAGACAACAAUGAAAGAACUCCACUGCUGCUGGCGGCAUCAAAAGGCUGCUGGACCACAGUGCAGGUUCUUUUAGAGAAGGGAGCAGACGUCCACGUCCGUGACAUCAAGAACAGGAACUUUCUCCACCUGGCCGUCAAGUUUGGCGGCAAAUUGGAACAGAUU